Messenger RNA from Leptopilina boulardi, 6726 nucleotides. It is a transcript of the gene e(y)3, whose product is annotated as repetitive organellar protein. The record is from RefSeq and is a predicted model, not a curated record. Lineage: Eukaryota; Metazoa; Arthropoda; Insecta; Hymenoptera; Figitidae. Bases 225 to 6584 code for a protein of 2119 amino acids. The transcript has 6 exons.
UGGCUUUUAUUUUAUGUUCAGGAACAUUUCAAAGUUUAUUGUGCGUUGACCCUGAGUAAAUAGACUUGAUGUGUUUUUUUUAAAGGACCUGCUAGAUUUUCCCUGUCGAUCAUGAAAAACGUUAGAAAAAACAGUGAAAUAGGUUAAUUAUAGGUUCGCUAAAAGUUUAUAAAAAUAGCUGAAAACAUUUCAGUAAAUUUUAUUUCCAAGAUUACUUCCAAACAAUGUCAGACUGUUCUAAAAUGGGCCUCGCUGGCUCUAAAAAUGUUGAUACUGUAGAUCCUGUUGAAAAUGUGUCUGUAAACGAAACUGACAGUACAAUCGAGUCUCAAAAUAAUUUGGUUCAUUCAGAGGAACUAAGUAAUACUAUUGCCGAUAAAAAUUGGGCUAGUGAAGAGUUACAAGCAUUGGAUAUUAAUAAUGAAACAGCAUCUCAGUGUGUAGCUACUAGUGAUUCCACGUUUGAAAGUGAAAUUGACGCUCUUACUAAAAUAAUAAUAGACGAAAAAGAAGAUGCAAAUAAAGGUAUAGCAGAUUUUAAUGAAGUCGAAAAGUGUGAUAAUAGAGUGGAAUUAGAAGACAAUUAUGAUGAUGUUGGCAUCGACACAAUUUUGGAAAAACAUUCGGACAAUGAAGAAUCUGUUUCGAUUGAAAAGAAGGAAGAAAAGAAAUCUGAAAAUCAGAUUAUUCAGGAAAAAUUAACUGAUAUUCAGGAUGAGUGUUUAGAGACCAUGAAUAUUGAAAGUAGCACACAAAGUUCUGAUGAUGUGGAGAAAGAAAAUAUGGAGGAUGUAAAGAAUGAUUCUUCAAAUACUUUUAUUAAUGAAUCCGAGGAAUCUGAAUCCAAGACAAAUUCAAAUGUAUCUACUGUCAUUAACUUAAAUAAUAGUUUACAAAUGAUUGGUGAAGCAUACAUUUCAGAGGAUUCUCAAGAGUCAGAUGACGAAACUCUUCCCCAAAGCGAAACGAAUAAAAAAAUAGAUAAUAAAAUGGAAAUCGUGCAGAAAGAUAUUACUAAUGAAGAGGAGAAAGAUAUUACGGAUAGUAUUGAUGAAAAUAUCGAUUUAACGAAAAUAAUCACGAAUGAUGUUAAAGAAGUUGAUGAGUGUACGGUAAGGGAUGACUUAAAAGACUGUGCAGAUCUCGAAACUCAAAACUUAUCUGUAGAAAGCAAUUCUGUAAAUCAAAUUGUUCAUAAUGAAAAUAUUUUGUCAAGUACAACUAUUCCUGAUACUCAGUCUAUUGAAUUGAAUGAACCUUUAUCAAAUGAAUUAAAUUUGCCAGAUAAUCAUCAGAGCGAAGUACUUUCUUCUAUUUCCGCAGAAGAUGUUUCUUUAGAAGAAAAAGAUUCGAAUAAAAUGUCAGAACUGUGUCCUGCAGAAGACAAUGCGACAACAAAAUUUGUUGAGGAAGGGAAUUCACAAGAUACUCCAAAAACUAAUGAUGAAAUAUCUACUAAAGAUGGGGCAGAAGAAGUUCCGGUCGCGAAUAAAGAGGUACUUAAUUCAGAAAUGCCUGAUAAUAACGAUGAAUCAACGUUUGAUGACAAAUUACAACAGUCUUCAAGUAAUUUAGAAAAAUUAACUAAUGUUGGUAAUAUGGAAACUACAGAUAGUGAAAACUUAAAUACAAAACAAGAGAUUAAUGAAAAGAGUGACCAGGAAGUAGAAACAGAUAUUUCCAGUAUCGUAGAUGAAGAAAAAUUAAAUGAUUUAGAUAAUCAAAAUCCUAUUUUGAAUAGUGAAAGUAAGGAAACAUUGGAAAUGGAAGAAAUGAAUGAAGAAAAAAGUGAAACAUCAGUUGAGAAUAUUGAAAACACGGAUGAUGUAUUUACGGUAAAAAUAGAAAAUCAACAACAACAAAUGGAAAAAAAUGAAGAGACGAAUAUUUUAAAAACAGAGAAUUGUACAGAAAAUAUAAUUAGCAAUAAUCAAAAUGAAGAUAAUCAAGAAUUAACGACUUUCGAAUCUAUGAAUACAUCGCAAUUGAAAAAAGUUAAUGUUUCAGAAAAUUGUGAUAUGUAUGCAUUAUGUGAAAACCCAAUAGAAGUGAGUGAAAAAAUAUCUCUUAAAUUAGAAGAUGGAGAAGAAGAAGGAGAAGAACUUUCAAGUUCAAAUUUGUCAAAAUCUGAUGAAAAAAUAAACGAAAAUAAAACUAGUAACACAAAAAGUCCUGAUAUGAAAAUUCAAUUAGAAUAUCAAUCCACCGAAAUAGAGACAGAAAUUUAUGAAGAUAUUCAAAAUGAUUUCAAGUCAGAAGAUAAUGUUUUUUCUGAAAACAAAUCUAAAAUAAUUGACAAUGAUCCUGACUCUAAUUUUUCAAACACUGACGUUUCUGAAUUAGAAUCGGCAGUUAAGUUUUUGCAAGAAUCUGAAGAACAGAUUAUAGAUUUACCUCUAGAACUUGCACCAAAAAAUCAAGAAAAUGUUGUUACAAAUUUAUCAGAACAAGAGGAUUUUUUUAUUUCCGAAAAAGAUAAUGAUGAAAGUUCUUUGGUAAUAGUUUCAACCAUUGAUUCCAUUGAACAAAAUUCUAUUGCAAUUUCAGAAGCUGAAAUUAUUUCCGAAGCUGCGAAAUUAGAAAGUGAACGUAAAGCAACAGAAAGUGCAAUAUCAGAAGCUGUUAUAAUUUUUGAAGCUGAAAAAUUGGAAAGUGAGCGUAAAGCCGUGACUGAGGAAAAUUUAAAAGAAGUAAUUUCAUCUGAAUCUUCUUCUUUAAAAAGGAAUAAAAUAAAUAAAGAAACAGUAUCAAGACCUUCGGAAGUACCAUUUUCUUUGAAACAUUCAGUUAUUGAAGAGAGAUUGAAAGAACCACCGAAAAUUGUAAUUCCCAAUCAGGAUAUAGUAAAAUUCGACUCAUUUUCUGCCUCAAAAUCUAGUUUGUUAAUACAAAAAGAUGCAAAAAUUUAUCAAAAAAUUGAAUGUUCUAUAAAAGCAUCUGAGAAAAUGGACGUUCCAAAGAAAGAAGAAAAAACUGAUUCGGAGAAUGUUGGUUCACCUAGAAUUAUUUUGAAAAUUGCAAAAUCUGCAAUAACAGAUUGCGGAGAACCAAAAUCGCCAAAAAGUCCCAAGGUACAUUCUGCUGCAAACUCUCCAAAUCCAGAUGAUAGUCCAGGUCAAAAACUAGGUAAAAUAAAAUUAAAGUUAUCUAAAAGUGGACAUCUCUCUAUUGUAUCUAAUGAAAAUUUAGAGGAAGUUUCUACACCAACUUUGUCUCCCAUUGGAAUGAAAAUUAAAUUAUCCAAAUCAGGCGAAGCUUCAGUUGUACAGUCAGAAAAAAUUGAAGACGAUGAACAAGUUGAACAUAAACCAGAGGAAGGUCCAAUUGGUAUGAAAAUCAAAUUAACAAAGUCUGGUGAUGCAUCAAUAGUUUCACAAGAUUUAAAAGAAAUUUCCUUACCCAAAAGUAAAGAAAAAUUGGAAUUUAUUCCCGAUGUAAAGAAAAAUGAAUCUUCAUUAGGCAUGAAACUUAAAUUAUCGAAAACAGGAGACGUUUCAAUAAUACCAUCUGAAAAACAGUAUACAGUCGAUGAAGUAAUUUUAAAAAGCAAAGAAAAGCAAGAGCCCCAACAGGAAUCAACAAAACGAACUGAAUCACCACUUGGAAUGAAAAUUAAGUUAUUGAAAAGUGGUGAUGCUUCUAUUGUUUCAUCUGAUUUUUCCGAAGAAGUAAAAACAAUUCCCACCGUAAGUGAUAUUGCCGAAAUUGAUAAAUUCAGAAGUGAAUCACCAGUUGGUAUGAAAAUAAAAUUAUCAAGAACUAAAUCGUCAGUUGUUGACAGUACAGAAGAAAAAUUAGACAUUCCCGAUAAUUCAAAAUCUGCACUAGGUAUGAAAAUUAAAUUAUCUAAAUCUGGAGAUGCAUCCAUUAUACAUCAAGAAGAUUCCGAAGAAUUAUCAAAGCAAAAAGAAGUCCCAGAUACUACAAAACAUACCGAUUCUAUUGGCAUGACUUUUAAAGUAUCAAAAACUGGCGAGGCAACAAUAUUACAUUGUAAAUCUGCCGAAUUAUCAAAUGCACAACCGGAAAAGUUUGAUUAUUCAGAAGACUCUCAUUUAGAAACAUUCAAAAAAGUCGAAUCAUCAAGUGAAAUGAAACUAAAAUUAAUAAAAACUGUCGAUACUUCUUGUGACAAUAGCCCUGAGAUUAAAUCAGAGGAACAAGAAACAAAGUCUUCUCAAACUGUCAAAACAAAGCAUGUGAGAUUAAAAGAUUUAACAACCGUGGACAUGGAACGAAAAGAAAAACAAAAAACAAAAGAUACAACUAAAAGAACUGAUGAACAUUCUUUAGAAAUAAAAAUUAAAUUAUCGAAAACUGGUCAUCCUACAAUAGUAACGUCCGAAUGUAAUUUAGAUACUUCAUCUUCCAAUAAAAAUAAAGAACAACCAAAUUUAUCUUACAAGUUUACAGAAGCUAAAGAAGAAUUAUAUUCCAAAAAUUCUGAGUCUUUCACAAUGCAGAAUGAAUCCGAAGUAAUUAUCGAAUCGCAAAUUCAGAAAAGUGAAACUUCAAAAGAGAUAUCUCACAAGCGUAAAGGCAUCAGUUUUUCUCCAUCCGAACCAAAGAAACUGAAAUUUGAGACGAAAUUAUCUGAUAUAUUGCCUGAAGUCACAAUUCAACCUGUGGUCUCACAUCAACAGAAACGAAUUAUCCUCGAGUCGAAUAGCAAUGUCACGCAAGAAAUGAUAAAUAUUAUUAAUCAAGAAGUCAGUAUUACGGAAAUUAAAUCAAAAGGAAGCAAUGAACCAUCGCUAACAAGUAAUGCCACUGAGGAUAAAAUGAUCAAUAAAAUGUUUUCUUCAUCGCCUACUAGUUCAGAUUGUGAAAUUAUUGAACAUAGACCGGAAUUGGUUAUUGUUAAUGAAAACUCAAAUUCGAGUCAAGAUGUUGUUAUUAUAGAAGAAGUUCCUUCGGUUCGAUUAUCAGAAGUAAAAAUACCAAAGAAAAGAGGUCGGCCACGAAGAAAUGACACAAGUUCAAGAUUUGUGGAACCAAUUCAAAUAAUUUUACCUCGAGACCCACUUGCACUGGAUGAUGCUACAUCGCUUUCUCACAAACCAAAAGAAAAUGAACGACCCAGAAGAACUUGUAGAAGUCAAAAAAGUUAUGCACCACCUAAGAGAGGGAGAGGAGGACGAGGUCGAGGAAAAAGAAAGCUUGAUAAUACUGAAAUGCCACUACACAAGAAGUCUAAAAUUGAUCAAGACUUAACUGCUUUAGAAAAAUCUACUAUGAGUAUCAUUGCAAUAGAUAAAUUUCCAAAAAAAAUUGAAAAAGUUAAAGAAAAGGUAUGUGAGAUACCUGUACCUACCUCCUUGAAACUAAUGAAAGAUGUUCCUGAAAAUUUGCCAGAUGAUUUAGAGAAAAUAUCUCACAAUAUUUCUGAGAAAAUAUCUAUUUUGAAUUCCAGUAAAGAGGAAUUAAUUGCUUCGAAUGAUAACGAGAAAAAUAAUGUAAUGAUAAAUGAUCAUCAGAAUUGGUUAACACCAACUUCAAAAAAAGUUACUGAACCUUCAACACGCAAUGAAUCUAUUUCUACAGUUCAAGUUAUUGACGAAGAAACAAGAAUGAGUGCAGAAUCUGGAUCACGAUCUCAAACACCAGCCAGAAAUAUAGUAACAGUCUCGGAGACAGUUAUUAAUGAAGAAUCUCAAGGUAGUGUACUUAGUACAGCAACUACAGAGUCUGAAAGAGUAAAAGUUAAAAAUCGCCGAAUGGAAAUUAAUUUCGAUCCUGAUGAAGGUUCUUUCACAGUUGACAAAAUUGCUGAGUAUGAAUGGCCCGUUGACAGAAAGGGCGAAACUUUCAUGGUUCAAGAACAAAUUUCCCAAUAUUUGGGAGUAAAAUCGUUCAAAAGAAAAUAUCCAGAUUUAAAGCGCAGAAUAGUCGAUAUGGAGGAAAGAAAUUACUUAAGAGAAAAUGGAUUAGUUAGUGAAGCAAUGUGUGACAUGGGGCUUACGGCUUUACCAAGUUCGGAAGUUUUGGACAUAAUGUGCAGCGAUUUUCCUGAUCAAUAUGAAGAGUAUCGUAAACAUAUGCGAGAUAAACAAGUUAAAGAACAUUCAAAGAAACAAAAGGAGUUAACAGCAGCAGCGAAUGCUGAGAGAAAUAGAAUAGAUCUUGCGGAAAUGGCAAUGCAAUCGGCCCUUUCGUGGAAUAUUAAUUUAAAUAGAGCUCGUAUGGAUAAUCGAAAAUCAAGUUUGGAUUUACAAACUUUUACCAUUCAUUUGCCUAAAAAGGAACAACAAAUUGAAGUAGAUCGAAGUUCAAGUUACUAUCCCGUUUCUCUUAUUCCUGGACAGUAUACUGAUUACUAUAGAGAAUAUACGCCUGCUGAGUUAAGAUAUUAUCCUCUUAAUACAGUUUUAUAUGGACCUAUGAAACCUAAUGAACACAAAUUCGACAGUCAGUCGGAGGGAUCUCAAAGUGAUAGCGACAGUGACUCUUCGUCUGAUGAUUCAAGUUCAUCAUCUAGCGAUGGAACUCAAGGAACAGAAGCGUCUCAGUCGACAAUGGAUGAUGUUGAUAUGGAAUUGGUGUUACAGAAGACUGAUGGAAAAUCGGUCAAAUUAAUUUGUUAAUAAUUAAUUUAUUGGAUUACUUUGUAGAAAAAAGAAUUUAAUAUCAUCGAUAAGUUUUUAAUUAUCUUUUUUAAUGUAAAAAUACAUAUGUUUAAUGUAAUAAAAUAUUUGUCCUUUUCGAAUUAAAUUUUUUAAUAAUGUA